UUUUUAAACGCUCCAGAGGGGGUUGUGGGAUAGCAAUGGCGGCUUUAGGGGUCGCCGUGUGUCGCUUUCGAGGAGCUUGCUGCUCUUUAGUUUCAUCGUGGUGUAGUUCUCGGAGACUGGUAGUUACCAAAAAAACUUUUUCUUCCAAAACGUGGGGAGAAUCUGACUCUGAGACGGAGAUGGAGGAAGAGGAGUCGCUGAGUGAAAUAACCCGAAAACUUAAAAAUCAGCAGAAAGCAAUUUUGUUUCAACGAAUGAAAAGGCAAAUGGAACCUCGUGGUCCACCAGAAAGAAGACUUACAUGGAAUGCAAUAGAAGAAAUCAGGUAUUUGAAGCAAGAGUUCCCUGAUGAGUGGACUGUGCCCAGGCUGGCUGAGGGGUUUAACGUCAGUACUGAUGUUAUAAGAAGAAUUAUAAAAUCAAAGCUUUCUCCACCCGAGAGACGUAAAGCAAAACAGGAUAUAAAGGUUUCAAAUGUUUUAAUACAACCAAAUAAGCAAUCGACAAAGCAUCUGUCACAGCCCACCCAAACUCUCCUCCUAGGUGCUCUAAAUCCUGCCCAAGCACUAAUUCCCAGUGGACAAAAUGAUAAACUGAAAAUCAACACACAAACCUCUGACCUUGUUCUUUCUCCAGGCUCCCUGCCUGCCUCUGCAAACCGUAACAGCUUAUUGCUUAGAUCAGAGAAUGAAAUGAUGCAAAGAAACAAAGCAAAUCUUCAAGUUUGCACCAAGAAGGCACAAGUUCAAACACCCAAGUCUGCCAUGUAUGAUGUUGGUCCGACCUCAGAGGAAGGCAGCCAAGCAGAGCAGCAGCACUGUGUAGAUGAUAAGCAGAUGGAGCUUGAUGAAUGGGAUGGACAGUUGCUUAGUGACACUGACCUUGAGGAAUUAUCAAGAAGUGGAAUUGAAAACAAAAUGAAAGUCAUACAGAGAGGCAGGGAGUUCUUUGACAGCAAUGGUGAUUUUCUUUACCGGAUUUAACUCAUCAAAUGCAAAUCCUGUUGUUGUGUGUAUGUAAAUUGGUAUAUCUAACAUUCUAACUUUCAUUUAAUUUCAAAUAUUACUAAAUUUAAAAAAAGUCAGUUGUAAAUAUAUUUAUUUUUCAUUCUACCAUGUGAUUCUUGCCACUGAGGAUAUAUCAAAGAAGAGCAAUAUGAAAUGUUAUAAAAGCCAUUUUCAUA
Molecule: messenger RNA, 1183 nt
Organism: Xenopus tropicalis (tropical clawed frog)
Lineage: Eukaryota; Metazoa; Chordata; Amphibia; Anura; Pipidae
Gene: ngrn
Product: neugrin, neurite outgrowth associated
Exons: 3
Coding region: 36-983 (315 amino acids)
Cellular component (GO): extracellular region; nucleus; mitochondrial membrane
Source: RefSeq, marked provisional